CAGGGCUCCAUCCCUUAACCCUGGGCACAGCCCCAGAAAUGACUCCCCAGCACGGUUUCUGGCCAUUAAUCACCCUAUUUCAGUGCCAACACCUUUGAGCUCACAGGAAGCUGUUGGUUGGGCAGAAAGGGGAAGGAAGACAUUGCAAGAGAGGGAGCGGCGGUGGAAGGCUUGGUGGGGCAGAGGAGGAUGGAGCCAAGAGGCAUCAGGACGGGGUGGCUCUGCAUCGCAGUGCUCUGCUGUGGAGCUGCUCUCAUCCUCAAAAAAGAGGAGCCAGGGCAUCAAAGCACCACGCAGCGUGAUGACGUCCUGGAGCACGUGGGAGAGCCCACCACAACUGCCGAGGAUGUGGACAAUCUGACAAGGUGGCCAACGGCCACCCCAAUGCCUCCUUGGACCACAGACACCAUCACCACCUCCACGCCGACAAGAGCAGGCGCCGUGGGGAACAAAACCCAAAAUACAUCGGCUGUUCCCAUCAGGUACUGGUCCCCGGCCAUUUUUGUGGUGGUUGCUCUGCUCGUGCUCUUCUUCACAUACCGGCAGACCAAGGGGGAAGGGACCCAGGACCAAGCCACCCCUGCUAGCGACUCUUCAGAUUUGGGAGCCCUGGACCAUGUCCCUAUCCAGGACACCACCCCGAUAAUCCCUACUUCCCAGGAGGAGAAGAAGGGGCCAGAGAAACCCUCAGAGCACACUGAAACCACCUUCUGCGAGCCGGAUCCCCCACCGCCCCAACCACCGCCACCCCAGGUAUUUCACCCCAAUGCACUGAACCCCAGUGUCUGGCAGGGGGGUGUGCUGGUAGCUGAGUCCCAGCCCCUCCAGCCCAUGCAGGUCCCUGGGGAGGGUUUGUAGCCCCCCCUAGCACCUGAUUUUGCUUCUUCCCAGCCUGAUACACCCACAGUCGCUGGUGGUCCCUGCUGCUCCAGGGAGCCCGGUGCUGUCUGAGGGCACCCAGGGUAUCCCAGUGGCUUCCAGACACCCCCAGGGACCACGAGGCCGCCCCCGAGGGGACUGAGCCAGGAUGAUGCUCCCGGCCGGAGGCCACGCAGCGACCGGGGUGCUAUAAGCAUCACGUGCCUCCUCAGCCCUUCCUAUGGAUGCUCGAGAGUGUGCCCAAAUGCUGGUGGGAAUGGGGACCCGCGUGGGACAGGGAACUGCGUGGGAUGUGGCCUGUGUGUGCGCCAUUAUUGCUGUGCCCCACGUGCAAGGACAGAGGCUCAGGGUGUCUGUGGUGGGCAUGGCCGAGCCAAUAAAGCAGGAUUUCACCCCAAAACCCCUGAACUUUCUCUGCUGGGACAGGCAGCCCCCCCCGCCCAGCCCAGCUGUCACUUUUUCCCCUGUGUCUGGGAACAGAUCAGAGGUGGCUGGCAGCCAGCCCACUCGGAGAUGGCUGGGGGAAGGAGUUUCUUGUGCUGCCUCCGUUAGUCACGGAAAGGAAAAAAAAACCACACGGAACUGAAAUAACCCGCCCUCCCCACCCUGGGGCCAGCAGCUUGUCAGAUGACUGUUGAACUCAUCACAGGGCAAAGAUAGGGUGGGAAAUAAACACCCCAGGGAGCCCCAAUGCCACUGUGGGUAACAUACCCUUGGAGAAGCAAGAAUGUCCCCAGGGAAAUGAGGAGCUGGGGGGGGGGGUCCAUGAGCCCCAGCACAGCCUGGCAGGGGGGCUAGCACCCCCCCCACCCCAGCUUGUGUCCCUUGUGCUGGGGACAGUGCUGCAGUUGCACUGACCUGCCUCAGUUUCCCCUCGCUCUGCUCCCCCCACCCACGGCAAACAUCCUCCUGCAGGGAGCGGGGCACAGCAUGUGUGUGUGGGGGGGCGACCCAGGGCUGAGACGAGGGGAGAGAAGGUGUAAAAGCCAAAGGAAACGCUGACACUGGGUCCCAGUGAAUCAGUAGUGCCGUUGCUGCAUGAGGGACCCCCCACAAGCAGGGGUACAGGUGCCCAGGGGUGGCUGGGGGGUGUGCAGGUAGGUGCUGGAUGGGGUGCGCAGGAGCCCAAACAUCCGCCACCUCAAUUGUCACAGUGAGGGGAUUGCAGGCGGCAGCAGCCCCGGGGCAGGUGGAGGCUCUGCAGGCUGGGAGCAGCCCCUGCCCUGGGGAGCUGUGCAUGGAGGGGACUCGUUCCCCCCAGCAAAGGGGUUGGGUCUUGCCCCCCCCCUCCCUGCCCCGGGGAGGGUUUGGGCAUUUCUCCCAUCUGCACUGGGGGGAGGUAGAGCAGCAGCCCCUGCUCCCCUCUGCUCAUCCCAAGCCCUUCACCCCCAUAAACCCCAAAUCCCUUGGUACCCCAAACCCCUUGGCCCCCAUAAAUUCCAAAUCCUUGGCCUUAUAAACCCCAACCCCCUGACCUCACAGAUCCCAAACCCUUGGCUCCAUAAAGCCCAAAUCCUUGGCCCUACAAACCCCAAAUCCUCGGACCCCUCAAACUCUAAACCCUUGGCCCCACAAACACCAAAUCCUCGGACCCCUCAAACUCUAAACCCUUGGCCCCACAAAUCACAAACCCUUGGCCCCAUUAGACUCCAAGCUGUUUGUCCCAUAAAUUCCAAAUCCUUGGCCCCAUAGAUGCCAACUCCCUGACCUCACAGAUCCCAAACCCUUGGCUCCGUAAAGCCCAAACUCUUGGCCCCACAGACCCCAAAUCCUUGGACCCCGCAAACUCUAAACCCUUGGACCCCAUCAACCCCAACUCCUUGACCCCAUAAGCCCCAAAUCUUUGGCCCCUCAAAUCCCACCCCCUUGGCCCUAUAGACCCUAAAUCCAUGGCCCCCCACCAACCCCAAGCCCUUGCCCUGCACCGAGGAUCCUCCAAGGGCAGGACGUGUUUCUCUCCGAGUGCUCCCUUGAGGCCACAUCCUGCCACUGCAGCAUCUCUGAGCUGCCCAGACUGGGCAGGAGCAGAGCUGGGACCUAAAACUGCUGCCUCACCCCAAAGCACUGGGUGCAGGAAGAUGAAGGAGAAAAAAAAAAGUCAAAAUGGGUUUAUUUUAUAAAA
This is a messenger RNA of Harpia harpyja (harpy eagle), 3001 nucleotides long. RefSeq lists its product as uncharacterized. NCBI's taxonomy places the organism in Eukaryota, Metazoa, Chordata, Aves, Accipitriformes, Accipitridae. The coding region runs from base 190 to 858 and encodes 222 amino acids. The record is from RefSeq and is a predicted model, not a curated record. The transcript has 6 exons.